AGCCGUGCUCCUGGGGUUCGUAGGCCGGGUGGUGGCACGGAGCUGGGAGGUGGCUCCGAGAGCUUCAGCUUUGUGCCCAGCGGCAGCUUCUACAGAAAGAGACCAAGAUGAACACAGAGCCCGAGAGGAAGUUUGGGGUGGUGGUGGUCGGCGUCGGCAGAGCCGGCUCCGUUCGGAUCCGGGACCUUCGGAAUCCACAUGCUUCCUCAGCGUUCCUGAACCUGAUUGGCUUCGUGUCCAGACGAGAGCUGGGGACCAUUGAUGAGGUGCCGCAAAUUUCUCUGGAAGAUGCUCUUUCCAGUCAAAAGGUCGAGGUUGCUUUUAUCUGCAGUGAGAGCUCCAGCCACAAGGACUACAUCAGGCAAUUCCUGAAUGCUGGAAAGCAUGUCCUUGUGGAAUACCCCAUGACACUGUCUUGGGUGGCAGCUAAGGACCUAUGGGAGUUGGCCGAGCAGAAAGGGAAAGUCUUGCAUGAGGAGCAUGUUGAACUCUUGAUGGAGGAGUUUGCAUUCUUGAAGAAAGAAGUGGUGGGGAAGGACCUGCUGAAAGGGUCUCUCCUCUUCACAGCUGCCCCAUUGGAAGAAGAGCGGUUUGGCUUCCCUGCAUUCAGCGGCAUCUCUCGCCUGACCUGGCUGGUCUCCCUCUUCGGGGAGCUUUCUCUUGUGUCUGCCACUUUGGAAGAGCGAAAGGAAGACCAAUAUAUGAAGAUGACAGUGUGCUUGGAGACAGAGAACAAAAGCCCGCUGACCUGGAUUGAAGAGAAAGCACCCGGCCUAAAGCGAAACAGACGUUUAAGCUUCCAUUUCAGGUCUGGGUCCCUGGAGAAUAUGCCCAACGUAGGCAUCAAUAAGAAUAUUUUCCUGAAAGAUCAGAAAAAAAAAAAAAUAAUAAUAAUCUAA
Messenger RNA from Dama dama (fallow deer), 899 nucleotides. RefSeq names its product biliverdin reductase A-like. Gene Ontology annotation, biological process: heme catabolic process. Bases 108 to 899 code for a protein of 263 amino acids. Lineage: Eukaryota; Metazoa; Chordata; Mammalia; Artiodactyla; Cervidae. The record is from RefSeq and is a predicted model, not a curated record. Gene Ontology annotation, molecular function: nucleotide binding; zinc ion binding; biliverdin reductase [NAD(P)H] activity. Gene Ontology annotation, cellular component: cytoplasm. The transcript has a single exon.